AUGGCGCCUACCGAAUCUUCCAUUCUGAGCAAUUUCCUGCUCUCUCCAGCUCCGCUGCCAACGCUCAUAUCGUUGCAGAAAUUUACGGAGCUUUUUCCAAAGCGGCUGCGGUCUCACCCGCAUAUUAGAGCGCUCUACCGCGAGCUGCAAGAGCUCCGGGAACAUGACAUGGAUCUAGUCAAUGGGAACAUCGACAAAGAAGUCCGUCAAGGAGAGAGCCAAAAAGCAGAGCUCCGCAAGUCCAUCGCGAAAACUGGCGUCGAUGGACUUACGUCCAAUGACCAGCGAGAAAUGGAUAUGGAUGUUCAGCUAUUUGGGCAAACAUCCUCUACCUCCGACUAUCAUUCGGCUUCCAGUCUCCUGGACGCCAUGGAGAAGGCAUGUUCGGACAUUGAACGCCAAGUUGCUGAGAUGGACGAGAAGGCAACCUUAAUCCUAUCUAAUCUCAACAACACCGUCGGUGACUUGAGCGACCUGCGCUACGGUAAAAUGCAGGGCCCCGCCGGCACAAGCGGCGAAGACAUGGUGGUCGAAGCCAUCCGAGGUCUGAGUAAUUUGGAGGAUGCUUGCUAUCGAGCCGUUUUCGAUUCGAAAUCCCCCAAAAUGCCGUCGAUUCCCCUCCACCCUCGCGCGUCCAAUUCGCCCACACGCGUAAACAACCCUCUUCCCCAGCUUCUGCAAACCCCCUCCGGCCUCGCUCUCCUCGAACUCCAAGGCACAAUCAAUAUCCCUUCGCAAGACAACGGCGAUAGCAACCAGUCUACAAUAUCAUCGCCCGAUGGCCCUCACGAUCCUAAUGCUGCUCCCGUGUUCGAGACGCCAAUCGGCAAACUCAUGUUCCCGGACUACUCGCCACAGUUCACGACACCAGACGACACGAAAUGGAUGAAGAGAGUCUAUUUGUACGUUGGACGAUACCAGCGAAUGACUGGGGAGGUGAAGAAACUACCACAGCCACUUGCCCUUGUGCAGCGGAGGCAGAAGGAAUCAAGCGCUGCUGACGACAGCGAGGAUUUGGAGAUCGUCGAGGUCGUAAAGUACAAGAUCUUCUUCAAGAGCAGGCCGGAGCCUGUCAAUGACAUUUGA
This is a messenger RNA of Aspergillus sclerotioniger CBS 115572, 1086 nucleotides long. RefSeq lists its product as uncharacterized. The transcript is spliced from 2 exons. Gene Ontology annotation, biological process: mitotic sister chromatid cohesion; chromosome segregation. Bases 1 to 1086 code for a protein of 361 amino acids. NCBI's taxonomy places the organism in Eukaryota, Fungi, Ascomycota, Eurotiomycetes, Eurotiales, Aspergillaceae. The record is from RefSeq and is a predicted model, not a curated record. Gene Ontology annotation, cellular component: kinetochore; Ctf18 RFC-like complex; Mis6-Sim4 complex.